AUGCCUUUGUCCUCCCAUCGAUCGCCUCCGCAAGCAGCACCGGCAGCAGCGUCGCCGCCCACGUCGGUCGCGGACAACCGACUGGGUUUGUCCGCACAAGAUGUCGCCGUCCUCCGCCAGCACCAGCAGCUCGCGCACUCCCAGGCGCGGAGCUCGGCCGGGUCGCAGGCCAGCAGCCAGGGCAGGCUGUUGCUCGACCCGGGCAGUUUGCAACUGCUGUCGCGACACUUUGAUCGCGUCAUGCAAGCCAUCUCGCAGCGUCUUGAACAGCUCAAUCGCGCGACCGAAACCGCAACACAGGCACAGCACGACCGUUCCGGCAAUGCCAUCCAGAUGGCCGACAACGAGAUUGCACGCUUUCGAGCGAUACUACAGCAGAUCGACGAGCUAGAGACCGAGUUCGACAAGAUCAAGCGCAUUCGAGAAAUUGUCCGUGGUUUCCGGGCUCGGGUGGAGCACCUGGAACGACGAAUUGGAUAG
This is a messenger RNA of Fulvia fulva, 480 nucleotides long. RefSeq lists its product as uncharacterized. Gene Ontology annotation, cellular component: BLOC-1 complex. Gene Ontology annotation, biological process: endosome organization. The transcript is spliced from 2 exons. The coding region runs from base 1 to 480 and encodes 159 amino acids. The record is from RefSeq and is a predicted model, not a curated record. NCBI's taxonomy places the organism in Eukaryota, Fungi, Ascomycota, Dothideomycetes, Mycosphaerellales, Mycosphaerellaceae.